UACGAAUGAUUAAAUAACAAAUUAUUCUUUAAUCAUUCGUUGCAUCCCUAAAUGAAAUUGUCAUGAUGACUAUGGUUGGAUAUUUUGCUUAUCUCUAUUACUGUGUGCUUUUGAAAAUUGACAGUAGGGCUGUUGUAAACCAAUAUUUUAGUAUCGCGUAACCUGUUGAUUGUUCAUACGAUUAAUCGAGUAAUUGCAUAAAAAAUAAGAUAAAAUAAAACAUUUGUAAAUCUAACAUAUCAGCAGAGUUACUAUUGGAUAUCUAUAUCAGUCCAAUUUUUUCACAUUUGAGCUUCCCUAACAGUUACUUUUCUGUAGUUUAGAAAAUUAACCUGUAACAAUAAUAGCUGACUUUGUAAGUUAGCCUGAAGAAAAGUUAAAAAAAAAUCUGAAAUUUUAUUUAAUAAUAAAAAGGCAAGCUCACAAACACGCUAAUAAAAAACGUCAAUACUCCAGGCUUUUGUUUCUGUAGUCAUCUGCAGUCACUUUAAUAGAUGAACUCUCACCUUGCCCAGACAUUUAUAGCUGUUGUGUUCAUGUUAGCGACGGGAUUUGACGCCUUUGUUUGUCGCACACAGAAACAUCUACCAGCUAUGUACCGUCACAAUGAGCUUCGCCACACAUUUGUUGAGACCGGGAUGAUAUGAAAUAAAUUUUCCGGUUCGUCCCUAAAGCUACACUUAAGUUAAUCAUCCCUCCCUCGGGAAUUCGAGCCCAGGAGGCUCAGCAGGUUCCGACGACCAUGAUUUCGAUCCGUCAGCCGACAUGCUUGUUCAUGACUUUGACGAUGAGCGAACCCUAGAGGAGGAGGAAAUGCUGGAGGCAACAGACGAGACCAACUCCAACGAGAUCGAAGACUUGGCACGGGAGGGGGACAUGCCCAUACAUGAGCUACUGAAUCUUUACGGUUAUGCGAGCAGAUCGCCUGCAGAGGAAGAGGAGGAGGAAGAUGAGGAGCCAGAGGAAGAGGAUGAGGAGGAAGAGGACGAAGAAGAGGACCUUGAUCCUGAUGAAAGCAGCAGAAGCACUGGAGAGCUGAAGAAAACAGAGGGUGAAGAUUUUAAGACUUCAUCAGAACAAGGCAGCGAUUCUCAGACCGCUUCUGACGGCCGCACGCGCUCAGUCCGGUCACUCGGCACGGCAGAACUCAUUCGCCCUCAGAAACUCAAGUACUUUGAAAGUAACCAUGACGUGGAAGACGAGUCCGAUGAAGAUGAGGACUAUGUUCCCUCUGAAGACUGGAAGAAGGAGAUAAUGGUGGGUUCUAUGUAUCAGGCUGAGACUCCUGUUGGUUUGUGUAAAUAUAAAGAAAACGAGAAAGUUUAUGAAAAUGACGACCAGUUGUUGUGGAACCCUGACUGCGUUCCCGAGGGGAAAGUUGUGGAGUUCUUGACGGAGGCGUCGAGGCGAACUGGAGAGGAGAAGGGAGUGGACGCAAUCCCAGAGGGUUCUCACAUCAAAGACAACGAGCAGGCUUUGUAUGAACUGGUGAAAUGUGACUUUGACACAGAGGAAGCUCUAAGAAGACUGAGGUUUAAUGUAAAAGCAGCUCGAGAGGAGAUAUCAGUUUGGACUGAAGAGGAAUGUAGAAACUUUGAGCAAGGACUACGAGCUUAUGGGAAAGACUUUCAUUUAAUACAGGCCAAUAAGGUGAGAACUAGGUCUGUAGGAGAAUGUGUGGCCUUUUAUUACAUGUGGAAGAAAUCUGAGCGUUAUGAUUUCUUUGCACAGCAAACCAGACUAGGAAAAAGGAAAUACAACCUUCACCCUGGUGUCACGGACUACAUGGACAGAUUGUUGGAUGAGACAGACAGCGUGACGUCCAGCAGGGUGGCGUCGCCUCCUCCCACCACGUCCAGCAGCAGCGCCAGCCACUCUGAGAGGGAAGACAGCAGCAGUCAGAACGGUGAGGAAAAACCACGGCUUUCAGACCCAAACCAGGCGAAGCGUUUCAGUGUCGCGGGUCAUCCGGUGGACUCAUCUCAGUUGCCCGACUCGACCCAAGUGAAGGUGGAGGGCGUCCAAUCCAACGGCCCGUCUCACCUGGAAACGGAGCCGCUCCUCUCGGUUCCAGACAACACCUCCAACAGCUGCGGCCAAGUCAGCGCGCCCAGCCACGACAGAAACGGCUCUCUGGAGCUUCUGCUGGACCACAAACCGGCGCCGGUGGUGGAGGCAGCAGCCGUGGCACAGGACAGACCGGCCAAAAGAUGCAGGACUGAAGCUGAGCCUCUGAGCCAGAGCGAGGCCGAUCCAUCCAGAACACACGAAGACUAAAAGGCUUUCAGGACCGCCAUUGUUCGUUAAAUAACACACCGUUUUUGGGGUGAUGUUUUUCUCUUUUUUUCCACCCCUCAGUUUCUCCAUAAAUGACUAGUUUAGUGGAGCAGAGGACAAAGACGAUGAGGCUCUGAUGAGCUGUGAGCACAGAAUCUCUUAAAAGACUCACUUUAGGAAGGCCAAAGGUUGAUGAAAAGCCCGUCUGCACCAACACAUCCCAAAAGACACGUUUUGCUCAUCUUCUCCACUCCUGUUUCGGAGACUGUCGAAAUUUUGCCAAGAAUUCUCUUUUCUUUUCUUUUUUUCUAUUUGUACUUAAAUAAAACAAAUCAUCUGUGAUAUUUUUCUACGCAAGAGAUAUUUAUAUUUUCUAACCAAAAAUAAAAAGCUCUAAUGAUAUGGGUUCUUGGUGUUCAAGCCAUUCGUUUGUUGUUGAG
Gambusia affinis (western mosquitofish) is the source of this 2717-nucleotide messenger RNA. It is a transcript of the gene mier1b, whose product is annotated as mesoderm induction early response 1b, transcriptional regulator. Gene Ontology annotation, cellular component: nucleoplasm. Gene Ontology annotation, biological process: negative regulation of transcription by RNA polymerase II. Lineage: Eukaryota; Metazoa; Chordata; Actinopteri; Cyprinodontiformes; Poeciliidae. The transcript has 13 exons. The record is from RefSeq and is a predicted model, not a curated record. Gene Ontology annotation, molecular function: transcription corepressor activity; histone deacetylase binding. Bases 766 to 2277 code for a protein of 503 amino acids.